This is a messenger RNA of Notodromas monacha, 4157 nucleotides long. NCBI's taxonomy places the organism in Eukaryota, Metazoa, Arthropoda, Ostracoda, Podocopida, Cyprididae. The record is from the annotation of a GenBank genome assembly.
UUAUUUUCCCCAUUUCUGAAGGGGAAAUUCCGAGUGGAUUCCGGUGAAUUUGGAAGCGGGAGUGAAUUAAGUGCCAAUGGAGAUGUUGCCGUAAGAACACGCUUGGGUUUUUUUUUCCCCCGGGGGGGCUGCGUGGCAUGGGCUCGCGCGGUGGCGCCAGUGGCGGCCUGGGCGCCACGGGCCAAACGUCGACCUUCGCCAUGGAUGGGAAAGUGGCUCGGUUGUAUGAUCUGGAAGAGACCCUGGGCAAAGGCCACUAUGCAGUCGUCAAGCUGGCCAGGCAUGUGUUCACUGGCGAACGAGUCGCCGUUAAGGUUAUCGACAAGACCCGAUUGGAUGACGCAUCCAAGGCACAAUUGUAUCAGGAAAUUAGAUGCAUGAAAAUGGUGCAACAUCCGAUCGUAGUCCGGCUCUACGAGGUGAUCGACACGCAAACGAAGCUCUACCUGGUGCUGGAAUACGGCGACGGCGGCGACCUCUAUGACUACAUCAUGCGUCACGAGCACGGCGUGGACGAGGCGACUGCGAGGCGCCACUUUCGGCAAAUCAUCCGGGCCAUAUCGUAUUGCCACCAGCUCCACGUGGUGCACAGGGACCUAAAGCCCGAGAAUGUGGUGUUCUUCAAGCGAUUAGGACUCGUCAAAUUGACUGAUUUCGGCUUCAGCAACAAGUUCUCUCCUGGACAAAAGUUGGCCACGAGUUGCGGGUCCUUGGCUUAUUCCGCCCCCGAGAUUUUGCUGGGGGACCAAUACGAUGCUCCUGCAGUUGAUAUUUGGUCCUUGGGAGUGAUACUCUAUAUGCUGGUUUGCGGAAGACCUCCUUUUCAAGAAGCCACUGAUAACGAGACCCUCAUCAUGAUCAUGGACUGCAAGUAUACAGUUCCUGCUCAUGUCUCCAAGGAGUGCAAAAAGUUGAUUGGACGGAUGUUGCAACGUGAACCUGGGAAUAGAGCUUCGUUGGAAUCGAUUGCUAAUGAUCAAUGGCUCAUGUGUGGACCAGGAGAAGGGGAUUGUGCCAAAUAUGAAGACUACCUGCCUUUGGUUUCUCGUCAUCACCUGAGCGAGGAAGAACAUGGUGCUAUAGUGAAUGAAAUGGUUACUGGAGGGGUCGCCGACGAGGAACAGAUUCACUGUUGCCUCGAAAAGGAUGAAUAUAAUCACGUGACGGCCACUUAUUUCCUGUUGGCCGAGAAGCGCCUUCGAGGUCGUCGACUCCAACAAACCGCGAAAUGCCAUUCGGCGCCCGAAGAAGCCACUCAUCUCGCUCCUCCUCACCCUUCGCAUCCCCACGCGAGAGACGAAGACCAAGACGUCGUCUGCUCUCUAGUCAAAACCAAGUCCGCCGAAAACAUUCUGUCUGACGAGGAAAGCCAGAGGCCGCGGAAACGGGAUCCGUCUUCGUUGGACGAUUUCCACGCGUUGCAAAGCGCGCUGAAAGAAGAGUCCCUGUCGUCGACGUCGUCUUCCGGGAGCAACAGUUUGAGCUCGUCGCCGACGAAGAAACCCGGGACUAGUAGUUCCGGCGUCAGGAAGCUGCAUCCGGUCAAGAGUUCCCCGCAGCUCGUGCUGAAUGAAAUUUGCGAAGAGGACGAGAGUGAUGCGAGUGGAGUGGAGCACGGAUCCCUGCGACUUCUUCCCGCGACGAUCGUCUCGCCGUCGUCGUCGUGUGCUGUCGGAAAGGGGAUAUUGUCCUCGGGAAGCCAGACUGGCAUGAAUAGCAAAAACAUCGCUGUAGCAUCUUCUUCUUCUUCUUGUGGCCUGCAGACGCGUUGCAGGAUAGCCAAGCGUCACUUUGUGAGAAAGUUGCCGAGUUGUUCGUCUUCGGACGCGUCGGACGAAGAAGAGGCGAAGAAGAACCAGAAGCAGCAGCAGAUGUUGCUGUGGAAGAGACGGGAUUCUUCGCACGAUGACUCGAGUGCAGAGGAGCAACAGCAAAUGCCUGUUCGUCCUCCAGCUGAUGUAGUGACGACUACGACGACGUCGAAGAAAAUCGUCUCUGCUGACGGGCUGCAAAGGAGGCAUUCGAGUAAUGAAAUUUGGAGGAGUAGACCCGCUGGAAGGCGUAUCAGUCUCAUGCGUCAAAGCCAGUCGUUGAGCAGGAUCGGAGAACUGCAAGUGCUGAUUUUGGACCCUCGAGCGAAGCGGGCGACAUCUGCGGAUGGUAUGAGGUUGCUGAGAGCGACGACCCCGCCUACGUCAUCGUCGUCGUCACCUGUGGAGAACAGAGACGACGGUGCUGGCGGCACUACGACUAUAAGCGUGAAGAAGCGUGGCAAGAUUAAGUCGUUCAUGGAUAAACGGAGGGUUGGAGCUGCUACCAGUGGGACGGCGGCUGCUGCUGUGGCCAGACAUCAGCACGGCAAGUGUCCUGGCCCGAGUGGCGGCGGCGGCACCACCAGCACAGGGGCAGGCAAAGCGUGCAACAUGUCGAGGGUGUUGGUGAAUAUUGCAGGAAUGUUCAAGAACACAUUCCAAAGUGGCUUCUUGUCAAUUUUGUACAGCAUUGGGAGUAAACCUCUGCAAAUUUGGGACAAGAAGGUGAGAAAUGGUCACAUCAAGAGGAUCACAGACAAUGAUAUUCAAUCUCUAGUAUUGGAGAUCAUUGGUACUAAUGUGAGUACAACGUUCAUCACAUGUCCUGCUGACCCCAGGAAGACUCUGGGCAUCAAGUUGCCGUUUCUGGUGAUGAUUGUGAAGAAUCUCAAGAAGUAUUUCACGUUUGAAGUACAGAUCCUGGAUGACAAGAACGUCAGACGUCGAUUCAGGGCAAGUAAUUACCAGUCAACGACGAGAGUCAAACCGUUUAUUUGCACGAUCCCAAUGAGGAUGGACGAGGGUUGGAACCAGAUUCAGUUCAAUUUGGCGGAUUUCACGAAAAGGGCGUAUGGGACGAACUACGUGGAAACGCUUCGAGUGCAGAUUCACGCCAAUUGCAGAAUCCGUCGGGUGUACUUCUCGGAUCGUCUGUAUUCAGAAGACGAGUUGCCCGCGGAAUUCAAGCUGUAUUUGCCGGUGUCGAACAGGAUGAAGAAUUGACGAUUUCCUUGGUGCAGCUUGUUCUGUUGAUUAGUUUUUUUUUUUUUUUUUGCGAGUCUAAAUUGUUUUGCAUUGUUUUCUCUAAGGAUUCCACGUGCGCAAGGAUUUUUUCUAGUUUUUCGCGUCUGUUGUAACAAGCCAUUUUUGUCAGGUGUCAUUUUGCGAGUUACAGUUCUCACUCUUGAGUUGCCAAGUUUCUGACCAAGCGCGAAAUUUUUUUCAUGUGGCAUGUGCUGUCAGCAGAAUUUUGCUUACCUCGCCUUUUUUUCAGCGAAAAUAAGAUAAGUUUGGAGUUUCAAAACCUUUCAGUGGGUUAAUGAAACGCUGCUAGACUAAAAAAAAAUGAAUAAUUUGACGUUUCGAGGCUUUUUUUUUUAAAUUGACGUCGAAGGAACGUGCGAUAGUGAAAGAAAUGAAAAAAAAAAAAAAUCCUGAAAUCAUCUGGAAAAUAUCCAAGUGAUCUUCACUUGGGAAAUUUGGAUGAACAAUUUUUGGCCUUUCAAGGAUAUCUUCACGGUGGAAAGGCAGAAAUCUUUUUUCUAAGCAAUUUUUCUUCAUUCUGUUACUUUUGACGAGAAAAUGUUCAUUUUGGGGAUCCCAAAAAUGUCCUGAAGGUCAGCUUUUCUUUGAAGUGACGAACACUUGUUUUCCAGUUGAUGCAAGGAUUUUUUUUUCACCUUUAUGUGACAUUCUCUUAAGUUUCCUUCGACUGUAAUUUCAUUAAAAUAUGCCGUUAACUUCUUGAGUUUUUCGAAUCUAGUGACUUGAAUCUGCCUGUAUCACGCAUGAAGAAAGUUGAGAACUUUCUGGAUGCCUUCUAUGCAAUGUCUGCCGUCCAUUUCUCCAUUUCUGAUACUGUAUUAGCAUUUCCCAAGGAAAGGAAAAGUACUCAAAUAACUGCACAAUAUGAGUAAUUUUUGGCUUGUGAGUCCUUUUAUACAAGGGCCUUAGAAGAGCAAACUUUUCUAGACCUCGCAAUUCAACGAUUGAUUUGUUUCUCCCUUUUUGUGGUAGCCGUUCUGUGAUGCUUGGUUCAUUCUUGCACUUGCAGAAAAAAAAGGCACUGAUCUCAAUUGUGUUGGGCUUGUGUGCGAUGAAUAUGAAGCUGAGAAAAGCAGAGAA